This is a messenger RNA of Trachymyrmex cornetzi, 4252 nucleotides long. RefSeq names its product phosphodiesterase 9 (gene Pde9). Lineage: Eukaryota; Metazoa; Arthropoda; Insecta; Hymenoptera; Formicidae. The transcript is spliced from 4 exons. Gene Ontology annotation, biological process: signal transduction. The record is from RefSeq and is a predicted model, not a curated record. Bases 83 to 2680 code for a protein of 865 amino acids. Gene Ontology annotation, molecular function: 3',5'-cyclic-nucleotide phosphodiesterase activity.
GACGGUUUCGUCGAACGUUCGCGAGUGGUUACGCUCGCCGGCCUUCGACGCGCGACAGUGGGAAGACGAGGAGUUGUUGCUGAUGCUGCAGACAAUGUUUGUCGAGCUCGACCUACCUCAAAAAUUCAACAUUCCCUUGCCGAUUCUGAGGAACUUCCUGUACGAAGUCUACAAUAAUUACAACGAGGUGCCAUUUCACAAUUUCAGGCACUGUUUCUGCGUGGCGCAAAUGAUGUACGCGAUAGCCUGGGCGGUGGACCUUCCGUCGAAAAUCGGCGACCUCGAGGUCCUCAUACUGAUUGUCUCCUGUAUUUGCCAUGAUCUCGAUCAUCCGGGCUACAAUAAUAUCUAUCAAAUAAACGCGCGGACUGAGUUGGCGUUACGCUACAACGAUAUCUCGCCCCUGGAGAAUCAUCAUUGCUCUGUGGCAUUCCGGGUCUUGGAGGCGCCCGAGUGCAACAUUCUCGCAUCCUUGGACAACCCUACGUAUAGAAUAGUUCGUGAGGGCAUCAUAAGAUGCAUCCUAGCGACCGACAUGGCCCGGCACAACGAGAUCCUCGGCCAGUUCACCGACAUUACUCCCGAAUUCGAUUACACUAGCAAGGCGCACAUAAAUUUGUUGUCCAUGAUCUUGAUCAAAGUGGCUGAUAUAAGCAACGAGGCACGACCGAUGGAAGUCGCGGAACCAUGGCUGGAUAGAUUGCUUCAAGAGUUCUUCAAGCAGAGCGACGCAGAGAAACUCGAGGGUCUUCCGGUCACGCCCUUCAUGGAUCGCGAUAAAGUGACCAAGCCGUCCUCCCAAGUUAGCUUCAUCGGCCUAGUUCUCCUCCCUCUCUUCGAAGCUCUCGGCGAACUUCUACCCGAGUUGCAGGAUCUCAUAGUUCAACCGGUCAGGGAAGCUCUGGAGUAUUAUCGAAGACUGAAUGAAGCAGCCAAAGAUGAGCGCCAUCAUCGGAGGAGCGUCGUCGACGUCGGGGAGUCGGCGCCAUCCAACAUGUCAACCGCUACCGGUAGUUCGUCCACCGUUAUCAAGUCUACAUCGUCGCAUAGCAUGCGCUCAAAAAGGUCCGCUACGACAAUUCAUUCGCGUUCGCGUUCCACCGACGAUGAUAUCACAGAAAAUUUGACGAUGGAGGAGGCGGAAAAUGUCGAGAGCUCUGAUCCGGAGACCGCCACGGAGGUAGAGAUCAGCGAAAAGACGCUAAAGUUCAAAAUUUCUACGGAGGGCACACUGACCGGCCCGACGUCCGGUCGGAAGAGCUAUCCUGGCAGUCGAAAAGGCAGCCGGGAAAAAUCUUCGUUGGAUUAUCACAAUCACGAUUUGGUCAAAGCUGUUCGUGAUCAUGAUUACGAAAGGAGACGUAGCAAGGGCGAAAAUCUUGGCAGUGACCUGAGCUCGCCGGUGAGCGCGAGGUCUGCCGAGGGCACGCGGAUCCUUGAGGAAAUGGAGAAAGACACGAUUAUUUCAGACGCCAAGAUUGAAAGCAAGACGCCUGAGGGAAACGGUAAUGUCGUCGCGGUGGAGGCCCGCUCGCAACCGAAGAACAAUGUAAGGAAAACCAGCAAUGUCAUAGAGAACGAUCAGGAAAACAGAUCAAGUCGCAGGGAUGCUCACAGUAGUCGGGAAUCGAUCGGUUUGCGAUGUUGCUGCGACGACAAAACUGGGCCGAAUAACAAGUCUCUAUUCUCACGACUGAGGAACUUUACGGACCGUCUUAGCAUGAGCUUCGACUCAAAAGACUCGCCUAGUCCAAAACCGAAGCAUACUUCGAAGAUGCUCAAUAAGAGUAACUCGAUUAGUAGUGGUUCGGCCACGACUACCUCGUCGAGGUAUAACAACUCGUUGUUUAUUUGCAAACGCUGCAACUUGGUUAAGUCCUCAGUAAAACACGGCAACAAGGCAGCCAUUGCAACCGUGGUGGAGUUAUCAUCAGUGGACAAACGGGCGAUGACUCUGCCAAAGGUUCGAAAGUCCACGGAUAGUAAAAAUAAGAGCUGGCGAACGGUAUUCGCUAAAGAGAAGAGAUCGUCCACUUCUUUGGAGGUUUUACCGGCAGCCGGUUCUGGCUCCCGUUCGUUUUCCAAGCACCGCAGAAACUUGUCAAACCCCGAGGGCAAGUCGCAAAGCUUGAAGGAAACGAAGACUCGACAAACUUUGGACAUCGAGUUCCAUGAAAUAGAUGUUCGUUCGAAGAAUCAACAGCCUGAAAUUAUAGUCAAUCCAGACGAUACCUGCUGCGAUAUCGAAGAAGAUCUCGGCAAGGUAGAAAUCAGAAGAAGUUCGGCCAGCAUGGAAGAUAUCUCCAAAAUGGCGAAACAGGCAGCGGAAGCUGCUGUAUUAGGCGUGCUAGAUCCUAAAAAGGCGGAGGAGCGUCCUCAUACCGGUAGUCUAGACUCGAUGCUCUACAAAGACGUGUCCAAGUCACGAAAGAAGCAUUCCGCAUUCUGCUCGCCCGCGACGACAAAAAAAUCAUCACCUGGACUAUUUUCGCGAUUUAAAUCUGGUAUGAGCAUCGAUAGCACUCGGAGCAAUAGCAACAGCGAUUCCUUGCAUGAUCACGGUUCACAAAGCGGUUGGAUAUCCUCAUUGACAGCUAGCUUUCGGCCGAAAAGACAUCCGAACGAAACGCCGCUGUCACCGCAUCCACCGAGGUCGCCCAGCAGAGAGGAGAUCAAGUGAUACGUCCUGGUGGUCGAGGAUUCCUCUGACAAGAAACUCAGCCUCCGCGGCUGGUGGCCUGAGAACUUGUUUUGCUGCAAUAGCUAAGAAUCGAGCGAGAAAGUUGAAUGUCUAAAGAGGCUAAUUUAGACCAAGAAAUUUUCGGGAAUAUCGUCUUCAUAUUCGUAAAAAAAGAAAUAAAUAAAAUGAUUUCUAAAAGAUUUUUUAAGACGUUUAAAUUUUCUAAUGCAGAAAUUAUCUCGCGUACUUCUCUCUCAUUGCGAUAUUAAUUGUUAAUAGAUUAAUAAUUGCCGUGGAAAAAUCUCUGAUCGCGAACGCGUCAACUAUAUUCUAUUUUGCGAAAUAAAAUGUACCAUAAAUUCUUGUGAGUAAUUCACAAUGUCGUAGCGUACGAUGCAUUUGUAAUAUACGAAUUAAAUGUUUCUCUAUGUAUAAUAUUGAAAACGGUCAAUUUGAAUGAACGUGUUUGCUCGAGCAUGUCAUUUAUCGAGAAAAUAUUAGAUAUAUAUACAAUAUAUGAUUAUCGCAAUUGAAUUAAAAUAAUCUUGCAGAGGAAUCCUCAGACCAUUAUUUCGUGUUAUCGACUUUGAGUGUUUUAUGUCAUGACGAUCGCAAAAAUUGAGAUACAUUUAUUUGUGAAGGGCAUCUACGGCCUGUGGAAUACAAGGAGAUGUAUGCUAUAUACAUAAACUAUUUUAUUUAUUGUUCAAUUAAAGAGUAGCCUAAUGCGUAAUCAUUAAUGUUGUUCGUUACUAUACAUAUAUAAAUAUAGAUAAAGUGCAGAUGUAUACAGAGACAUAAGGAUAUACACAUAUCCAUCGUGCAUAAAAAAAAUAUAUAUAAAUCUAUAAUAUACGCGAGCAAGUGGAUAAUUAAACGGAAAAGAAGAGGAAGAAGAUAUACAAGUAGAUAUGUAAACGUGGCUCUGUCGUAUCGAUGUACGAUUAAGUUUUACGAACUAUGUAAUCGAGGAUGUAGGGAUAAGAGAAUAUUCUCUGACUGCUUCUAGAAUAUCCUGAAAAUAAUCGCGUGUUUUUAGACAAUAUUCUCAAAAUGAAGAUAUUACUGUUUUCCAAAAGCACGUGAUUAUUCCAAUUCUGAAAAAAAGAGACAUGUAUACACAUAUAUUCUCGAAUCCUAGAAUAUUCUUAGAUUAUUUUCAUUCUCGCAAAGACUUCACCUCACCUAAAAUUAGCAGUUGCCACGGUGAAAAGAGAAAAUGAGAUAGAUUUGUCGGAAUAAUUAUUGCACUGUUCGUCAAGAUUCACGCGGCGAAAAAUCUCGUCGAUUCAUUUGAUCGGAGAAUAUUACACGAAAAGAACAGUUUUGCUAAAGUAUUUAAUUUAGCUAGAUCUGAUCAGCGUAUACAGAAAGAGAAUCCCCUAAAAAAACUGUGACUUUCAGAGUAUCAGAUUGCUUCUUGUUCUAAUGAAGUUAAUUGCAAUGUUGGCAUUUAACGAUGUCUCAAGCAUGGAAAUAACCCGUAAAUCGUAAAACUUCAUCGAAUUUAGCUAGAUAAAUUUAAAAAUAAUUUUGUUAAACCAUUAAAUAAUUAUAUAGGAUAAUCAUAAU